UAUUUUCCAGUGCUUAUUUGUUUCUUGAAAUAAAUAAUAAAAAAAUUACAUAAAUUAACUUUAAUUGAAGCGAAUAACAAUAAUAAAAUAAAUAACAAAACCGUGUGAUUUUUUUUUUAAAUUACAUUUACACAUUUAUCAACGUCUGAAAUAACACCGAAGACAGUUUGUCAGCUUGUCAGUCUUGCUUUGGGAUUUCUUGCACGUUUAUCCUGCGGCAGUUUUCUACUUCGUUAAAUUCUUUUUUCUUUUAUUUUCCAAACGUUUGUCUGUUAGCAAUUAAUGUAACAGGGAUUACCUAUUGCACUAAAAUAACCCACAAGUGUUUAAAUCUUUAUUAAUUACCUUCAACAUACGAUUAAGAUUAAUUUCACGGAAGUAAAGUGGCUUUUAAUUGCAUUGGCGGGGGGGAUCAAAGCUGAUUGAUAACUCUCGAUAAAAUGGAAUGGACAGUGCAGUUUGCAAACUAGAUUCAUUUGUUUAUAUACAACAUAAAUAAUUGACAAGGCGUUUUCAUGACCUUUUAUUUCACACGAAAUUUGGCAAAAAGCCACAUGUGUUUGUUGAGUGAAUCAUCAUGACCACAAUUGAACUACAGAACUUUCCCCAGAUCAAUAACCCGGAGCAGAGAUCAAAGGUUUCUUCAACUACAUCAGUGAACGUUUGGUCGCAAUGGAAACAGUGGUUAGCUGCUAUCACUGCAACUUUGUCAAUGGUCGCAGUUGGCACAGUUUACGGAUGGACAACAACAAGUCUGGAACGUCUUAAAAAUGGCACAGAUGUUCCUGUGACCAUCACCGACGACCAGGCUUCAUGGCUUGUGUCUCUAACAGUAAUUGCUUCAAUGUGUGGUUCAUUUUUGGGCGCAUGCCUGGCUGAUCUAUAUGGUAGAAAGUUUUGUUUACUGUGCUCUAGUGGGUUUUUCACAACCGGAUGGCUUGCAGUGAUAUUUGCAAAAAAUGUAAGUGCUCUUUAUACUGCAAGAACUAUUCUUGGAAUUAGUGUUGGAAUGUCUUAUACCACAAAUCCAAUGUACGUAUCAGAAGUUGCAGACACGAAUAUCCGUGGAGCUUUAGGAACUUUGAUAGCUGUCAAUGUUUUCACUGGCUCUCUAAUAACUUGCAGCAUUGGCCCGUAUGUUUCCUAUGUAACUUUAGGAAUCGCUUUGUUAAUAAUCCCCAUAGUAUUUGUUGUAUCAUUCGUGUGGUUUCCUGAAAGUCCACAUUUCUUAGCAAUGAAAGGCAAAAAAAAUGCUGCAGUUGAAGCAAUUAUUUUUUUUAAAAACGUCAACAUGGAAAGAGCACAUGAAGAAUUGACAAUAAUAUUAAGUAAUAUCAAUGAAUACCGAUCUCAUGAACAAAGUUGGAUACUUAAAAUUAAAAGACUAUUAUCAUAUAAUAAUUCCGUAGCAUUUUUAAUUGUUUUUAUGAUGAUUGUUAUCCAACAAUUAAGUGGUAAUUUUACAACUAUGCAAUUUUUAACGGGCCUUUUUAUUCGUGCAAAUGUUGGAAUAGAUGCAGAUACUGCGACAAUCAUUGUUUUUGCUGUUGGUUUAGUCUCGGGCACAGUCGCAACAAUGACAGUUGAGAAAGCAGGAAGACGUAGACUUUUAAUGUUAUCGAGUUUCCUCUGUGCAGGAACUCUCUUGAUACUAGCGAUUUAUCUCUACCUGCCGCAAAGGAACAUUGACGUGAGUGCCGUCAACCUUUUACCCUUAAUUGUAAUCGUCUUAUUCCAAAUAGCCUAUCAAAUAGGACUUGGUACACUUCCAAAUGCAAUGAUUGGAGAACUUUUUCCAACUAAUGCUAAAAGUAUUGCUGCUGCAGGCAUCACUAUUUCAGAUGGAAUACUUGGGUUUAUAGUAUCAACUUUUUAUACCAAAAUUGAAAAAUCAUUGGGAACUUAUUUUCUUUAUUUUUUCUUCUCAGGAUCAUGUUUUAUUGGUUUCAUUUUUAUUUUAUUUUGCGUACCAGAAACAAAAAAUAAAUCUUUAACGGAAAUUCAAGAUGAACUUUCUAAGAGCCGUUUUCGGUACAGUAAAAGUUGGAGAAGUUCAAAACAAGAAGUCGAAACAGAUAUUCCAACUAAUUGUACUUCACUAAAUGGAUAAUAUUGACUUCUGAAUAUACCUAGCAAUGUGCUCUUAAGAGAAAUUAUUAAUUUGCUGGAUGCAUUGAAUUAUCUUGAUAAUAGAAUAUAUAAAAUAUGAAAUUAAUCCGUCAGAGCUUUGAAUAAUUAUCAUUUAAUCCUUUGAAGACUUUAAAACUUAGGAAAAUCUACUUUUGAGUUACCAUCAAUUUAUGUACUCAUUAUUACUGGAAAUAGUUUCUAGUAAGAUUAAAAUAUAUUUAACGAUGGAACGAUAUAUUUUUUAUUUCAUUAAGUUACAUUUUGAAUCUCCUCGCAACUCUUUGGCCUCUUUUUAAUUCAAAAAGAAUUUUAGUAAACAUCAAAGUAAAUAAAUAUCAUCUCAAUUUACUUCGUAAAGACAAGUACUUAAAAAUAAGGAUAAAAUGUUCAAUGGUUACACCAAAACACGAUUUUCCUCUUAACUAGGUACAAGUCAAUUAACGUUUUCAAAGGAUUAAUAAUAAUAAAAUUAUUACUGAAUUUACAACUAUUUGCUUUUAUUUAAAUUAAUUACAAAAAACUCGAGUUUUUAACUUUAACAAA
Molecule: messenger RNA, 2673 nt
Organism: Chelonus insularis
Lineage: Eukaryota; Metazoa; Arthropoda; Insecta; Hymenoptera; Braconidae
Product: facilitated trehalose transporter Tret1-like
Exons: 3
Coding region: 578-2110 (510 amino acids)
Biological process (GO): transmembrane transport
Cellular component (GO): membrane
Molecular function (GO): transmembrane transporter activity
Source: RefSeq, a predicted model, not a curated record